This is a messenger RNA of Corvus hawaiiensis (hawaiian crow), 1814 nucleotides long. RefSeq names its product CDK5 regulatory subunit associated protein 3 (gene CDK5RAP3). Gene Ontology annotation, biological process: regulation of mitotic cell cycle; regulation of cyclin-dependent protein serine/threonine kinase activity. Bases 84 to 1706 code for a protein of 540 amino acids. The transcript has 16 exons. Gene Ontology annotation, cellular component: endomembrane system. The record is from RefSeq and is a predicted model, not a curated record. Lineage: Eukaryota; Metazoa; Chordata; Aves; Passeriformes; Corvidae.
UUUGAUUGGAUGAAGCGCGGGCGCUGAGGCAGGCGAUUGGCUGAGGAGGGGAAGGCGGAAGUGGAGAGGCGGAGACGGGAGAGAUGCAGGUCGCUCCCCAGGAGUACCAGAAUGUGCCCAUCGACAUCCAGACCAGCAAACUGCUGGACUGGCUCGUGGACCGGCGCCACUGCAGCCGGCGCUGGCAGGCGCAGCUGCAGCUGGUCCGGGAGCGGCUCCAGGUGGCCAUCCAGGACAUGCCGGAGAACCCGGAGAUCAAAGAGCUGCUGGAGGGCUCCUACCUGCACUACUUCCACUGCCUGCGGAUCGUGGAGAUCCUCAAGGGUACCGAGGCCUCCACCAAGAACCUCUUCGGGCGCUACUCGUCCCAAAGGAUGAAGGACUGGCAGGAGGUCGUGUCCCUCUACGAGAAGGAGAACACCUACCUGGCCGAGCUCUCGAGCCUCCUGGGGCGCAGCAUCGGCUACGAGGUGCCGGCGCUGCGGCGGCAGCUGGGGCGCUGCCAGCAGGCGCAGCAGGAGCUGGCGCGGCGCGAGGACGAGUGCCAGCUCGGGGCCAGCGAGCUCCGGGAGCGCUUCCUGGCCUCCUGCAGGCAGUACGGGAUCGCCGGUGCCGACGUGCGCCAGGAGCUGCUGGCGCUGGUUCAGGAGCUGCCGUCGCUGCUGUCCCGCAUCGGGGCCGGCGCCAGCGCCCUCGGGGAGGCCAUCGAGCUGUACCAGGCCUGUGUGGCCUUCGUGUGUGACAGCCCCGGGGCCGAGGUGGUCCCGCUGCUGCGCUUUGUGGGGCGCAGUGGGAACACCACGGUGUUCCAGUGGCGCACGGGGCUGCCGCCGCGCCGGGUGGAGCGGCCGGAGCUGCGCCGGACCCCGCAGGAGCCGCCCCAGCAGGACACGAUUGAUUGGGGGGAUUUCCCGGCGGAGGCGCCUCAGGGUGGGGACAUCGACUGGGGGAUCACGGUGGAGUCCAGUCCGCAGGGGGACGAUGGCAUCGAUUGGGGUGACGGGGAGAAGGGGACGAUCACGGUGGAGCCCAGUCCGCAGGGUGACGAUUGGGGUGACGGGGAGAAGGGGACGAUCACGGUGGAGCCCAGUCCGCAGGGCGACGAUGGCAUCGAUUGGGGUGACGGAGAGGGACAGGAGGGGACAAUCACGGUGGUGGAGGCUGGAACUGAGGCCCCCGAGGGGGUCGCCCGCGGCUCGGACGCGCUGACCCUGCUGGAGAACCCCGAGACGCGGAACCAGUUCAUCGACGAGCUGAUGGAGCUGGAGCUGUUCCUGGCGCAGCGGCUGCUGGAGCUGGAGGACGAGGCCGACGUGGUGGCCAUGAGCCAGCUGCAGCUGGCUCCGGCCGUGCUGCAGGGCCAGAGCGGCGACCGCGUGCGGGCCCAGCUGGCCACGGCCCGGGAGCUGCUGGCCCAGCUCUGCUCCCGCAGCGUCCAGCACCUCUGCAUGAUCCUCGCUUCGCCCAGGUACGUGGAGCGGGUGACGGCGCUGCUGCGGCAGAAGCUGCACCAGGCCGAGCUGCUGCUGGCCAAGAGGGACGCGCUGGCCCAGAAGCGCCGCGAGGCGCUGGCCGAGCAGGCGGCCCUGGAGCCCAAACUGCAGCGGCUGCAGGAGAAGACCAGGGAGCUCCAGAAACUGAUCGAGGCCGACAUCUCCAGGCGCUACGGGGGCCGGCCGGUCAACCUGAUGGGCAUCAACCUGUGAGCCCCGAGAGGCAGAGGGGGGGUUCUGCCCCUGCCGCACCCCCUGCCCACCCCUGCCGUGCUGCUGGCUGCGGGCUGGCGGUGAAUAAACCCAAAUUUUCCUCCCAAA